AUGCAUGACAUUUUGGAGGGAGUUGCUCAGUUAGAGGUGAAACUUGUGCUGCAGUACAUUCAGGAGAACUUCCUAAGUGCUGAACAACUUGCUGGUAGAAUACAUGCCUUUGAUUAUGGCUUCAAUCAGCAGCGAAAUCGCCCACCAAGGCCAAACAGUGGGCGCCCUGUGGCUGAAGGCAUCUCUGCGGGGACAUCCUCAGAGUCAAUAACCCCGCAAGACACAAGUGCCUACAUAAGAGUUGAUGGUGAUGGUGUACUGCAUCUGGUGCAGCCUCCUGUUGAGCCAGACCAACAUGCAGUUGAAAAUAAUGAAGAAACAUUGACAGCUGUUACAGAGGAGGAAGCAACAGAGACACUUUAUGAGAGUGAUGAUGGAAAUGCAGAGGAAGAGGGUCCAGCCACUUCUCCAACAAACCUUUCCUCACUCCCUGUAAAGCAGCUGUACAAGACCUAUUUGAUCAAGAAAAUAACAAAAUGCGACUUGGAAAUGGAACACUUCAAGCAGCAGAUCCAAAAGACCAAGAUUGAGAUUUUACUGCUGGAACAUCAGUUAAGGGUGGGUGAAGUGGUCAGAGAUGGACGAAUUAUUUCAGUGUUUGAACAACAUACUAAUAUACUUAUUAAUACUUUGUGUACAGGAAAUACAGGCGACCAAUAAAGCCAGUUGAACAAAAAAUCUGUUUAUUCUUCUUUCAACAUGUUGAGGUGAUGGG
Oreochromis niloticus (Nile tilapia) is the source of this 715-nucleotide messenger RNA. RefSeq lists its product as uncharacterized. The transcript is spliced from 6 exons. NCBI's taxonomy places the organism in Eukaryota, Metazoa, Chordata, Actinopteri, Cichliformes, Cichlidae. The coding region runs from base 1 to 660 and encodes 219 amino acids. The record is from RefSeq and is a predicted model, not a curated record.